Molecule: messenger RNA, 657 nt
Organism: Vicia villosa (hairy vetch)
Lineage: Eukaryota; Viridiplantae; Streptophyta; Magnoliopsida; Fabales; Fabaceae
Exons: 4
Coding region: 1-657 (218 amino acids)
Source: RefSeq, a predicted model, not a curated record
AUGGAUUAUGUUUUUUUCAACUUUAUAGAUAGAUAUUUGCAAAACAAAGGAUGGUGGGAGGAGCAUAUAGAUCGAACCCCUUAUAAUGCAAUCGCAUUCUCCGGUCCAAUUGUUGUUUUUGUUUCUGAUAAACUUCAAGAAUUUAUUGAAAAUUCAACUGAAGCUGGAACAGAAACAUUUCAAUCACUGUUUGGAAAAGAAAAGCCUGGUAGAGUGAGAUGUUAUGGAAGAACUGUCACACCAUCAUUAAUGAAAAAAAAUGAAGAAAUUUCUUUAAUAAAAAAGCAAUAUGAUGGUAAAAUUUCGGACAUGGCACAAAAGAUAGGAGCAAUGGAGGCACUUUUGAAAAGCAUGUAUAUGCAACAAAAUCCACAUUUAACUGAAGAGGAAGUAGAUGAUAAGAUGAGAGAAGUUUUGCACAAUGAUAAUGUUCCAACACCACGCUCAUCGACAUCAACCUAUACUCCUGUUCAUCAAAAGGUUACAAACGAAGAUGAUCCUCAACAUGAACAAGAUGAAAAUCUCCUAGAUGACGAAGAUCUCCAAGAUGAUGACGAUCUUCAAUAUGAUCAAGAUGAAGAUUUUCAAUAUGAUCAAGAUGAUGAUUUUCAAUAUGAUCAAGAUGACGAUCUGCAAUAUGAUGAAGACCGUCAUUGA